This is a messenger RNA of Chlamydomonas reinhardtii, 2662 nucleotides long. RefSeq lists its product as uncharacterized. NCBI's taxonomy places the organism in Eukaryota, Viridiplantae, Chlorophyta, Chlorophyceae, Chlamydomonadales, Chlamydomonadaceae. The transcript has 8 exons. The record is from RefSeq and is a predicted model, not a curated record. Bases 202 to 2067 code for a protein of 621 amino acids.
CAUGUAACAUGAAGUGAAAAUAAGUACCCUGGCUACCUUGCUCUCGGACUGUCCGACAAAUAACACGGCAGUCGCUGUGGGCCGAUGACUGCGUUGGCCAGUCCGCCAGCUCAUCAGCAGGAGUUCAGCAGUGGCUUUACCCGCGGCCGGGAUCGCCGCUUCAGAUAGUCGCGUGACCGCCUUCGGCUCGUGCUACUGCUGAUGCUGCAGCUGCUACUGCUUCUACUGCUACUGCCAUUGGGGCCGCAUCGUCAGUCGCUGGCAGUAGCGGGGGCACCGGCGGGCGCUGGUACCAACAGCACCGGCACUGCCAGCACCGUCAGCGGCAGCACCGGCGGCGGCAGCGGUGUCCACCUCAGUGCUCAUGCGGCGCCGGCGGCUGAUGCGCACACAAGUGCGGGUGCGGGUGCGAGUGAGGCGGCGGGCAGUGCCACCGGCAGCGGCGGCGGCGGCGGUCAGGCGCCCGGCACAGCGGAGGGCGACGACGACUUGGCCCUCUGGAACGCAGCCUUUGACGCCCUGCUGCAGCAGCUGGCGGCACUGGAGGCCCUGGCGCCACUGCCCCUGGAGGGGGAGGAGGGGCAGGCGGGGGAGGAGGGGGAGGAGGGCGGAGGUGGUGCAGCGGGACGGCAGCAGCAGCAACGGCAGGAGGAGGGGGGAGCAGCAGGAGGAAGCGUUGCGGCGUCGGCGGCAUUAGGGAACGGACCAGCAGCGUCGGCGGCACCGGCAGCGGCGGCACCGGCUUACGGCGGCGACGGCAGCGGCGGCGGCGGCAGUAGCACACUGGACGGCGCUACUGCCGAUGGCCACGGCAGCGACUACGAUGAUGGCGGCUGGUCGCAGGAGCUGGUGGCAGGUAUGGCGGAUGACCUGCUGACACGCAUGUCCGACCUGUGGGUGGCAGUGGCGCCGGAGGUGGCGGCGCCGCCAGCAGACGGCGGCGGCGGCAGCAGCAGCAGUAGCGGCGGUGGCGACGGCUGGUCGGAGUUGGCAGGUCUGCAGGAGUUUGCCAGCUUGUUGGCGCUGCUGGAGCAACACCAGCAGCAGCAGGGGCAGCAGCAGCAGGGGCAGGUGCCGCUGGGGCAGCCGCAGCCGCAGCAGCAGCCGCAGCCGCAGCCGCAGCCGCAGGGGCAGCAGCCGGGUCACGGGCGGCGGCGGCUGCACCAGACGGGCCCGGUGGGCAGCGGCAACUACGCCAACGCGUUCCGACUUGUGUUCGGGAACUUCUUCGACCUGGUGGGAGGAGCCGGCCGCUACCUGGCCACGCUGGCUGCGGAGGCCAAUCUGCUGCUGCUCAACCUGCCCUGGAUCCGUGACCUGGCCUACCUCGCCACGGCGCCGCUGGACAACCUGGUCAACUCCAACCCCCUGCCGCUGCCGCAGAGCAACGCGCAGCUGCGCGCGCUGCUUGUGACGGCACUGAACGCCUACUGCACGCCGGAGGUCACCACGCCGCCGGCGCUGCUGCUGGGGUCGUACAAGGGCCCCACCCUCAGCCUGGCCAUACAACCAGCCGUGUGCCCGGUGCAGGUGGACUUGGAGACGGGCAAACGCUCCAUCCAAUGGGACGCCUGCACACCCGCCCGCCUCAGCAUCACCCUCACACCAGCCACCUACACGGGCAAGUACUAUAGCGCGGGCCGGUACGCGGGCAAGGCCUGCCGCUACAGCCGGGUCCUGGGCACCGACGUGACGCUGCGGCUGGGCGGCGGCAGCACCGCCACCACCCUGCGCAGCUCGGCACGGCAGCUCGACAUCGUGCCCGUCCUCAACCAGUUCUUCUUCAGGGGUCUGUUCAGCGCCUUUGUCGCCGACAACAUCGCCACCCGCAACAUCACGGGAGGGCCGGUGCUGCAGGCCUCGUCCGUGGCAGCGCCUGCGCCCGGCGCCGGCACCAAUGGGGCUGUGGUGUUCCGCACGCCCGCGGCAGCCGCGGCGGCGGCAGCAGCGGGAGCAGCAGGGGGCUCGGGUUUACAGGGCGGCGGCGGCGGUGUGGGUGGAGGGGCAGGCGGCGGGGUAAGUAGUGCCGGGGAGGAGGUGCCUACCUUGUACAAGGCCAGCGGCUGACACGGGGUGCCGCUUAACGGUAGGCGUUUAUGUGCUGGCUGUGCCCCUAUUGCGCGGCAUCAAUGGCGGUUUGGUGCGCGCCUUGACGACGGGGUGCGUUGGGGCAUGCCAAGCGAAGCCAAUGACGACACCGCUGGGCUGUGUGGGGUGCAAAGUACGCGGAACGAAGGACGUGCGGAGGCCGCUGAGAGCAGGUUACGUAGGGUGGCGGCGUGGCGGCGGCGUCUGACGUAUGCCACUCGCACGGAGAAACUCAUAUUGGCAUCGUUCAGUAUGUUUUCGAACAUGGCCAGUCGACUACGUUAUUGUGAUGCCUAAUUGUGUGUUAGAUGCUUGUAAUCGCGAAAUGGCGGCCAUAUGGGAGGCUGAGCGUCGCGCAAUUGUGGGCGGUUUGGGCGGGGGUAUGGGUUUGGGCAGGGUUAAGUGGGUAACGCACGCAGGGUGUGGGAAGCCGGGAUGUGACCGGGGCAAGAGGACACGGAGUGGGAAGCAUGUGAUGUCCUAGCAUGGUGCAAAGGAUUGUGGAGUUCGCACGAGAGACCAUGGACGUGCUGUUUUGCUUGCUGUCUGGCCCGCUGCUUCCUUCCCGGUUUCU